Messenger RNA from Hordeum vulgare subsp. vulgare (domesticated barley), 2137 nucleotides. RefSeq names its product protein DETOXIFICATION 46, chloroplastic-like. The record is from RefSeq and is a predicted model, not a curated record. The transcript has 14 exons. Gene Ontology annotation, biological process: transmembrane transport. The coding region runs from base 57 to 1700 and encodes 547 amino acids. Gene Ontology annotation, molecular function: xenobiotic transmembrane transporter activity; antiporter activity. Lineage: Eukaryota; Viridiplantae; Streptophyta; Magnoliopsida; Poales; Poaceae. Gene Ontology annotation, cellular component: membrane.
ACAGCAUCGCUGCUCCGCCGCCGCGCGCGCAGUGCAGAGCUCGGCGUCAUCCAGCCAUGUCCGCCCACCUCCGCCUCCUCUCCGCCGCGGCCGCGCUCCCUGCCGCGGCCUCCCUCCGCCGGGCCCGGCCGCUCCCGCCCGCGCCCCCGCUGCCCUCCGCCCGCCUCCACGCCCCGCACCGGCGCGGCCUCUCCACGCGCGCGCCCCCGCUGCCCUCCGCCCGCCUCCUCGCCCCGCACCGGCGCGGCCUCUCCACGCGCGCGCCCGCCCGCGUCCGAUGCGCCGCCGCGGCCGACGGGGGCGAGCGGGAGGCGGCGGCGGUGGAGGCCAUAGCGGCGGAGGGCGCCGGGAUAUGGGCGCAGAUGCGGGACGUGUUGGUGUUCGCCGGGCCGGCGCUCGGGCUCUGGAUCUGCGGCCCCCUCAUGAGCCUCAUCGACACCAUGGUCAUCGGCCAGACCUCCUCCCUCCAGCUCGCAGCCCUAGGGCCUGGGACCGUGUUCUGCGACUAUCUGUGCUACAUAUUCAUGUUCCUGUCGGUCGCAACCUCCAACAUGGUGGCCACCUCCUUAGCUAACAAGGAUGAAGAACUUGCACAGCAUCAAGUGUCUAUGCUGCUAUUUUUAGCUCUUACUUUUGGUAUAGGAAUGUUUUUCUUCACUAGGAUUUUGGGGGUCCAAGUAUUGACUGCUUUUACUGGAUCCAAAAAUCAUGAAAUUAUUUCUGCUGCCAAUACAUAUGCACAGAUUCGAGGUUUUGCAUGGCCUGCAGUUCUCGUUGGCUUAGUUGCCCAAAGUGCUAGUCUAGGCAUGAAAGAUUCUUGGGGUCCUCUGAAGGCAUUGGCAGCAGCUAGUGUUAUAAAUGCUGUUGGCGAUAUAUUUCUUUGCUCUGUAUGUGGCUAUGGAAUUGCUGGUGCCGCCUGGGCUACUAUGGUUUCACAGAUUGUUGCAGCUUUUAUGAUGAUGCAAAAUCUAAACAGUAGAGGUUUUCGAGCGUUCUCAUUCACAAUUCCAUCGACAAGAGAGCUUCUUCAGAUAUUCGAAAUCGCAGCUCCUGUUUUCGUGACAAUGACAUCCAAGGUAGCAUUUUAUGCAUUGCUUACAUACUUCGCGACUUCUAUGGGAGCAAUAACUCUUGCAGGCCAUCAGGUUAUGGUAAAUAUGUUAUGCAUGUGCACUGUUUGGGGUGAGCCCCUGUCACAAACUGCACAGUCCUUUAUGCCGGAGAUGAUAUACGGAGCUAACCGCAAUUUGAUGAAGGCAAGGAUGCUGCUCAAGUCACUCGUAAUUAUUGGAGCUAUAGCUGGACUGACUGUAGGAACGGCUGGAACGAUUGUUCCAUGGCUUUUUCCUAGUAUGUUUACCAAUGAUCAAAUGGUUGUACAACAGAUGCACAAAGUGCUGAUUCCAUAUUUCACUGCAUUGUUCGUGACACCUUCAGUACAUAGCCUCGAAGGAGCAUUACUGGCUGGAAGGGAUCUCACGUAUUUGAGUCAAUCAAUGGGUGCAUGCUUCUGCGUUGGAACCUUUCUUCUACUGCUUGUCCGUGAAAAAUUUAGUAGCUUGACACUAUGCUGGUGGGUACUCGUCUUCUUCCAGUGGAGUCGGUUUGGAAGCGCUCUACAACGGCUUGUUUCUCCAACAGGCAUGUUGUAUAACGAAAAUUUCAACCAGCCUGAGCAAGUCAAAAUGAAGGCCACAUAGGAGGAUGUAUUACUGGUUGAAAGAGGACGACAAAUACAUGCAUGUUUUGCAAUCCUGUAACCAUCAUUCUGAAAGGAGUUAUGAUUAGAGCAGGAGCUGCACAUGUUAACAUUGGAAGCAAAGUUCAAGACCUGCUCAUUGUCUUUAGGGCUAGGAAAGUCCAUUUGGCUCUAGGGUGGAAAUCAGUCUCCUAGCCAAAAUUUCAGGUGUUUUUGAUGUUUAGUUUUCGUAAUUGUAGGGCUCGAAAAGGGUUGCCAAAUUUUCAGGUGUUUUUGAUGUUUAGUUUUCGUAAUUGUGUCUUUCUAUCCUAGGGACCUUCAUCCCGCGCUUUACUGCUGCAGAAAAGGUGACUGUAAAAGUGCAGUUACGCAAGCAUGUAAAGAAUUUUGUUGGUUUAAGAAUUACAAAAUGGUCAAAAAUGUCCAUGUUUUUUGUUA